This is a messenger RNA of Cheilinus undulatus (humphead wrasse), 7744 nucleotides long. RefSeq names its product voltage-dependent L-type calcium channel subunit alpha-1D-like. Gene Ontology annotation, cellular component: membrane; voltage-gated calcium channel complex. The transcript is spliced from 45 exons. The record is from RefSeq and is a predicted model, not a curated record. NCBI's taxonomy places the organism in Eukaryota, Metazoa, Chordata, Actinopteri, Labriformes, Labridae. Gene Ontology annotation, biological process: calcium ion import across plasma membrane. Gene Ontology annotation, molecular function: high voltage-gated calcium channel activity. The coding region runs from base 61 to 6099 and encodes 2012 amino acids.
GCCUUCCUGAUCAUUUUUACAAUAGAGACAUUUUUGAAGAUUAUUGCCUAUGGCCUGGUCAUGCAUCAAAACUCCUACAUCAGAAAUGGCUGGAACAUGCUUGACUUUGUCAUCGUCAUUGUGGGGUUGUUUAGUGUGAUUCUGGAGAUGAUAACCAAAGACGCUGACUCUGGUGGCCAGUCUGGAGGCAAACCUGGGGGCUUUGAUGUCAAGGCCCUCCGAGCCUUUCGUGUUCUACGACCCCUUCGCCUUGUCUCUGGAGUUCCCAGUUUGCAGGUGGUUCUAAACUCCAUUAUUAAAGCCAUGGUUCCCCUGCUUCACAUUGCCCUGCUAGUCCUAUUCGUCAUUAUCAUCUAUGCCGUCAUUGGCCUGGAGCUCUUCAUUGGCAAAAUGCAUGCAACAUGCUAUGUUUUAAAAACAGGUAUGGUAGUGCACCAAGGUGCUCUUUGGGAAGAAGAAUCCUCUCCAUGUUCAGUAUCAGGUCAUGGCCGUCGUUGCCCACCCAAUGGCACAGUUUGUAGAGAAGGUUGGCAAGGCCCCAACAAUGGCAUCACCAACUUUGACAACUUUCUGUUUGCCAUGCUUACUGUGUUCCAGUGCAUCACCAUGGAGGGCUGGACAGAUGUUCUCUACUGGAUGAAUGAUGCAAUGGGCUUUGAGCUGCCUUGGGUCUACUUUGUCAGUCUGGUCAUCUUUGGAUCCUUUUUUGUUCUCAACCUUGUUUUGGGUGUUUUGAGUGGAGAGUUUUCCAAAGAGCGAGAGAAGGCAAAGGCUCGGGGAGAUUUCCAGAAGCUACGUGAGAAACAGCAGUUAGAGGAAGACCUGAAAGGCUACCUGGACUGGAUCACACAGGCUGAAGAUAUUGACCCAGAGAAUGAAGAGGAGGGAGACGAGGAGGGAAAGCGUAACCGGGUCACUCUGGCUGACCUCACUGAGAAGAAGAAAGGAAAAUUUGGCUGGUUCACUCAGUCCACAGAGACACAGGCAAGCAUGCCCUCAACUGAAACCGAGUCACUGAACACUGAAAAUCACAAUGGAAUGGAGGAAAGAUUACCCUGCUGUGGAUCACUGUGUGAAAAUUGUUGUUUGCUCAGUCGUAAGUGCCGACGUUGGAACCGCUUCAUCCGCCGGAAGUGUCGUGCAGCAGUAAAAUCUGUGACAUUUUAUUGGCUGGUUAUAAUCUUAGUGUUCCUCAACACUCUCACCAUCGCUUCUGAGCACUACAACCAACCAGAAUGGCUGACUGAAGUACAGGACGUUGCAAACAAAGUUCUGUUGGCAAUGUUCACCUUGGAGAUGCUGGUGAAGAUGUAUAGUUUGGGGCUGCAGGCCUACUUUGUGUCUUUGUUUAACCGCUUUGACUGUUUCGUGGUGUGUGGAGGAAUCCUAGAGACAAUCCUGGUGGAGUUGGCAAUCAUGUCUCCGCUGGGUAUCUCAGUCUUUCGCUGUGUCCGUCUCCUUAGGAUCUUCAAGGUUACACGUCACUGGGCAUCUCUGAGUAAUUUGGUGGCCUCUCUGCUCAACUCCAUGAAGUCCAUUGCCUCUCUCUUGCUGCUGCUCUUCCUUUUCAUUAUCAUUUUCUCCUUGCUUGGCAUGCAACUUUUUGGAGGCAAGUUCAACUUUGAUGAGACUGUAACCAAAAGGAGCACAUUUGAUAACUUCCCUCAGGCCCUGCUCACAGUUUUUCAGAUUUUGACAGGAGAAGACUGGAAUACUGUGAUGUACGAUGGAAUCAUGGCAUACGGUGGUCCAGCCUCUUCUGGAAUGGUUGUCUGUAUUUACUUCAUCAUCCUUUUCAUCUGUGGAAACUACAUCUUGCUAAAUGUCUUCUUGGCCAUUGCUGUUGACAACCUGGCAGAUGCAGAGAGCCUCAACACAGCACAGAAGGAGAAAAAGGAGGCCAAGAAGAGGAAGAACAGUGCCAAGGAUGUAGACACAGAAAAAGGGUUUGAAGUAUUUAAGGACAUGGAAGGGGACACUGAGAUGUCUGCAGAGAUUCCACUUGAGGAAGAAAAGGAACUGUAUCCUACCAUUGACUUUUCAGUGUGUGAUAAGGCCAACUAUAAUGAAAGUCUCCAAGAAGUCCUGAGAAGACCUCGCCCUCAGAGGCUUUCUGAUCUCACCAUCAAAGAGAAGACUCCACCUAUCCCAGCUGGCAGCGCCUUUUUUCUCUUCAGCAGCACUAAUCCGUUUCGUGUAUUCUGCCACAAGCUGAUCCACCAUCAGAUCUUUACCAACCUUAUCUUGAUCUUCAUCAUGUUAAGCUCUGUCUCUCUGGCUGCUGAAGACCCAAUACGCAACUUCUCUGCUCGCAAUAUCAUUCUUGGUUAUUUUGACUAUGCUUUCACGGCAAUCUUUACAGUUGAGAUCCUGCUGAAGAUGACAGCGUUUGGAGCAUUCUUUCAUAAAGGAGCAUUCUGUAGAAACUACUUCAACCUUUUAGACCUGCUGGUUGUUGGUGUGUCUCUGGUCUCCUUUGGGAUUCAGUCUUCUGCUAUCUCAGUAGUAAAGAUUCUCCGUGUUUUGAGAGUUCUUCGUCCACUUAGAGCCAUUAAUAGAGCCAAGGGACUAAAGCAUGUGGUCCAGUGUGUGUUUGUGGCCAUCAGGACGAUUGGCAACAUCAUGAUCGUUACCACGCUGCUGCAGUUCAUGUUUGCUUGUAUUGGAGUACAGCUCUUUAAGGGAAAGUUUUAUCGCUGCACAGACGAUGCAAAAUCCAGCCCAGAUGAGUGCAAAGGUACCUACAUUCUCUACAACAAUGGGGACACAGCAGUGCCAAUGGUUAAGGAGAGGAUCUGGUACAACAGUGACUUCAACUUCGACAAUGUCCUCGUGGCCAUGAUGGCUCUUUUUACAGUCUCCACCUUUGAAGGAUGGCCCACGCUAUUGUACAAGGCUAUCGAUUCUAACAGAGAGAACAUGGGUCCCAUCUACAACUACCGCAUCGAGAUCUCCAUCUUCUUUAUUAUCUACAUCAUCGUCAUCGCUUUCUUCAUGAUGAACAUCUUUGUUGGUUUUGUCAUUGUCACCUUUCAGGAGCAGGGGGAGAAGGAAUACAAAAACUGUGAGCUUGACAAGAACCAGCGUCAGUGUGUGGAAUAUGCUCUGAAAGCUCGUCCUGUGAGGCGCUACAUCCCCAAAAACCCUUACCAGUACAAGUUCUGGUUUGUUGUCAACUCUACAGGCUUUGAGUACGUCAUGUUUGUCCUGAUCAUUCUCAACACCCUUUGUUUGGCUAUACAGCAUUACGGUCAGUCUCAUUUGUUCAAUUAUGCCAUGGACAUCCUUAAUAUGGUCUUCACUGGGGUUUUCACCGUGGAAAUGAUCUUUAAACUCAUUGCCUUUAAACCCAGAGGCUAUGUUGGGGACGCCUGGAACGUCUUCGAUGCACUAGUGGUGAUUGGCAGUGUAGUCGACAUCCUACUAAGCCAGAACUAUUUUGCUGAUGCAUGGAACACAUUUGAUGCCUUAAUUGUUGUGGGUAGCGUGGUUGACAUUGCCAUCACUGAGAUCAAUAAUACAGAGGACAGUGCUCGAAUCUCAAUCACCUUUUUUCGCCUGUUCAGAGUGAUGCGGUUGGUGAAACUGCUGAGCAGGGGGGAGGGCAUCAGGACUUUACUGUGGACCUUCAUCAAAUCUUUUCAGGCUCUUCCCUAUGUUGCACUCCUGAUAGCCAUGCUGUUCUUUAUCUAUGCUGUAAUUGGAAUGCAGGUGUUUGGAAAAAUUGCCAUGGUGGAUGGAACACAGAUAAACCGCAACAACAACUUUCAAACGUUUCCCCAGUCUGUCCUUUUGCUCUUCAGGUGUGCUACUGGGGAGGCCUGGCAGGAGAUCAUGCUAGCCUGUCUCCCAGGAAAGUUGUGUGAUUCAGAGUCAGACUACAACCCUGGAGAGGAAAGAACCUGUGGUAGUGGCUUUGCCAUUAUCUACUUCAUCACCUUCUAUAUGCUAUGUGCUUUUCUGAUCAUCAACUUAUUUGUAGCUGUGAUCAUGGAUAACUUUGACUACCUGACUCGUGAUUGGUCCAUUCUGGGACCACACCACCUGGAUGAGUUUAAAAGGAUCUGGUCUGAAUAUGAUCCAGAAGCCAAGGGCAGGAUAAAGCACCUUGAUGUGGUUACUCUGCUGAGGAGGAUCCAGCCACCGCUGGGCUUUGGUAAACUCUGCCCUCACAGGGUGGCCUGUAAGCGUCUUGUGGCAAUGAACAUGCCCUUGAACAGUGAUGGGACAGUCAUGUUUAAUGCCACCUUGUUUGCUCUAGUUCGCACAGCUCUAAAGAUUAAGACUGAGGGUAAUCUGGAGCAAGCCAAUGAGGAGCUUAGAGCUGUGAUAAAGAAGAUCUGGAAGAGGACUAGCAUGAAACUGCUUGACCAAGUGGUACCUCCUGCAGGCGAUGACGAGGUAACAGUGGGGAAGUUCUAUGCCACCUUCCUGAUACAGGACUACUUCAGGAAGUUCAAGAGGCGCAAAGAGUUAGGUCUUCUGGGAAGGCACUCAUGGGAGAGACUGAACACCACCAUGGCUUUACAGGCUGGCCUGCGCACGCUGCAUGAUAUUGGACCAGAGAUCCGCCGAGCCACAUCAUGCGACCUGCAAGAGGAGGGGCUUGUAGAUCCAAAUGCUGAGGAAGAGGAGGAAAUCUACAGGCGUAAUGGCGGUCUUUUCGGAAACCAUGUCAACUGUGUCAGCGCGGAUCAUCCCAGCUACUUUAUCCCAACCACUGUCACUCAACGUCCACUACUGAUUUUACCCUUUUCAGUCAGUGCCUCCCAUGAAGCAGACAGGAGAGCCAAUGAAAAUGACAGAGAAGACACAGCAACUAAUUUGUCACCAGUCCAAUAUAAUAAUUGUCAUAGUCCCCAUCUGUGUAGUCAUGAGCAUUGCAUUUCCUUUUGUCAACAAUCACCAGUACCCUCUAAUGCCAACCUCAACAAUGCCAACUUGCCCUCACUUCUCUCCAUGACCAGUGGAAGGCAGCAGGAGUGUUUACGGAGGCAGUGCCAUCCGUCGUCAACUACAAAAGGGAUUUCAGUAAUCACCAUCAACAAAGGUGUGCAAGACAAACCUCGGAAUUCCAGCUCUGCAAGCAAUGCCAGAUCAGAAAGUGGUACUGGACUCUGUCCCACAGCUCUCCAAGACAAUUCUGGUGGCAGGGAAAGUAAUGAAGGAUCAGGAGAGUACUUCAGUGAGGAGGAGUUUCCUGAGGACAGUUUCACAAGGUUGUCCUACACGGACCCCCAUAGUAUAGAAAGAGACUCUGACCACGAUGUUUUUAGUGGUGACCAUCAGAAUGAUGAUGAUGAUGACAAGCAGCCAAUCUUCCAAGGUAGCAGACGCUCAUCUAGAAGGUGGCUUUUACCAUCACCUCAAGCCUCCAACAGACCAACGUUCAGUUUUGAGUGUCUUCGCAGAUUAAGCAGCCAGGAUGAGUCUCCAUCCUGUGCAGCUCUUCCACUUCACCUGGCACAGCAGCAGGUAAAGGCAGUGGCCGGUUUUGAUGCCAAAAGAAUUCCCCACCUGUCCCCGGCAAGGUCACUGCACUCCUGGGCCCCACUUUCGGCCCCACCCAUCAGCACUGACUGCUCACACUGCUACACACCUCUCAUACAGGUGGACUGGCGCAGUUCUGGCAGCAUUGGCAGCACCCCCGGAACAGUGAAGAGGAGUUUGUGGUAUACGGAUGGCCAGAAUGGCUCUCCUAGUCACAGCCACUCUCCAUCAAGUGUCCAGUUUCCUGCAAAGAGCUGCUUGCAGUGCCUGCAGAAGAAGGGCAGCGCUGACAGUCUAGUGGAGGCUGUGCUGAUCUCUGAAGGUCUUGGAAAAUAUGCCCGGGACCCCAAGUUUGUUUCAGUGACCAAACAUGAAAUUGCAGAUGCCUGUAAGAUGACCAUUGAUGAGAUGGACAGUGCCGCCAGUAACCUUUUGAAUAGCAAUAUGGGAAAUGGCAGCAAUGGAGGAAAAGAGAAUGUGACCUCAGACACAGCUAUCGCUUGUCUUAAAGACAGAAGUAUCUGUGAAUACAGUGAUGAAGAGCAGUGCACAGCUGUGAAAUAUGAGGAGGACCUAACUGAUGAGAUGAUAUGUAUCACAUCACUUUAAAGGCAGUUACAUGUCCGUUUUUUUAGGGGUUUUUCCAGUUGGAUUUUUAUAACUUUUUGAGAAUGAGAUAAUGUCACUGCUCAAGUGCAUCCUGCAAAAGACAAAAUGUUAAACUUGGAUGGAGAAUAGAACUAAGUGCCUUGUUUUCACAGUGUGGAAAGAGGGAUUAAUAUAAGAUGGACUAAUAUGAUGGUUAGGAAUACCAGAAGGAAUCAGUCUACCUGCCAGCCUGUCUGUCAUUCAGCAGGGAUUAACUUUUUUUGCUAUUUUAUAUUAUAUUAUAAAGAGUGGUUUACAGCAUUACAAAGCCAAGUGUGACUGUUAGAAGGAAACACUGGUGACAGACUAUGAGUGUAAUUUUUAUAUUCUAUGAACCUUGGAAACAGCCUUAGUUCUGAUCUGUCACAGGUCCAGGUCAAUAACAUUAUAUUUUGGUCACCCUGACUCAGAUAAUACUAGUAAUGUGAUAGAAAAAGACUAUAUGAAGUAUUUUUAUGCAUUUCAGCUGUACUCAGCGCUUACUAACAUACAUGCUGAUUAAAAAGCCAUCUAAAGAGGCAGGUAAAGUAUGAAUGCAGGAGCUGCUCUGGGAUCACAGUCCAGGGUUUCAGGUUUAAACACUGCCUGCUAUAUUACUUGACUUAGAAGGAAAUAACAUAUCAAUAAAUAAAACUUUUUUCUAAGUCAUAUCAUUGUUUCACAUGGACAAUGCUGUGUUACAUAGAAAACACUGUGUAUUUCUUUCUUUGACCAACAAACAGAGAAUGGGUCCUCACUAACUGUUAGGAAUAUAUUUUCCUCAAAAAAUAUAUUUAUAGAAUAUGGAAAAUGGAAUGGGAUUCUACAAUAUCACAAGCCUUUAACAAUUUUGAUUUUGUCAUCAAAAUCAUUGGAACUUUAGAAGCCAUUUUUUACUGAAAUAAAAAAAAAACAAAAACACUUAAAAUAUGAAAUUAUUAAUUCUACUAAGCCCUGUUGUAAACUGCUGUAUGUCAGGUUAAGACAAUAACACAAAAGUGUUCACAUUUAGAACGUUCUUCUAUAUAGACCCCAAUGUUUUAUUCAGUUCCUUAUCAUUGAGAUUCCUGCAUCAUGGCAAAACAGUCUUCAGGCAAGAUUUUUCUGUCUCAACUUUUUAUUUUACGAUUCAUUCAAGCCAUAACUUCCUCAGCAGCUUAACUUUAAAUUAAUUUGGUUCUGAGGACUGAACCUCAAAUUUUACAUGUUUAAUGAGCUCAGCAGUUAACAAUAAGAACUAUUUCUCACACACCAUAGCAUUGUUUAAUGAUUUUUGCUACACUGGUACAAUAAAAAAAGCAUAAAGGAAAAAUGUGCUUUUUUAUUCGUGAUAAUAUUUAGUUGAUCAUUUUGAUCGUCAUUUAGUAUUUUUGAAAUUAAAUUCUAGGUAUUAGCUGUUGCUUGUUAUGUGUUGGAUUUCCUCUUCAAUUGCAAUAUCUGUUUGAGUGCCCAUGUUGUCAAAAGCAGCUGCUUUCUGUGAGGGGGUAAAACAUCAAUCUACUCACAGAUUUGAAAAAAGUCUCACCCGCUGUGUGUCACAUUUGGCCAAACCACUGUUUAUCGCUGCCAAAUACAGAAUCACUGCCAGCUGUAGUAACUCAACUGCUUUUAUUGGAAUACUUUUCAU